AUGGAUUUGCGUAAAUGGGUUUGGAGUGUGUGCGCAGUGGCUGGCUUGGUGCUCACCGUCACUGAACAUUCCCAGAGUGAGAUUACCUGGGAGGUCCCUCGCUUUGAUGGCUGGUACAACAGUUUGGGGAAUCCCAGGCGUGGAUCGGUCGGUUCUCGCCUCGUGCGCCUCGUGCCCGCGCAGUACUGGGACGGAGUCUACCAACCUGUCCUCGAGCCGCUGCAGCCAAACCCGCGCAGACUGAGCCGGGUCCUGGCAGAGGGGCCCUCUGGGCUGCCCUCCACCCGCAACCAGACUGUGCUGUUUUUGUUCUUCGGCUACCAUGUUGCCUUUGAGAUUUCAGACUUAAGAAGUUCUGGUUGUCCACCUGAGUUCAUGAACAUCCCAGUUCCACAAGGUGACCCAGUCUUUGACCCCAAUGCCACGGGAGAGGUCCAGCUGCCAUUCCGGAGAGGAGAGUGGGAUCAAGCAUCCGGUCAAAGCCCCAGCAACCCUCGCACGCAGAUCAAUUCAGUUACAGCUUGGAUAGAUGGAAGCUCCAUCUAUGGCCCUUCCAGCUCUUGGUCUGACUUACUGAGAAGUUUCUCUGGAGGACGCUUGACUUCAGGUUCUGAGUGGAACAUGCCAAAGCAGGGAGGGGAAACCAAUUUCAUGUGGAGCGCUCCCGACCCCUCUACUGGAGAGCACCGACCACAAGGCCUUUAUGAGUUGGGAAAUGCCUGGGCCAAUGAGAACAUGUUCACAGCGGCAGAGGGGAUUAUCUGGUUUCGCUACCACAAUUAUGUCGCCUCCAAGUUGCAUGAAGAACACCCGGAGUGGUCAGAUGAGGAGCUGUUUCAAAAUGCCAGAAAGACCACUGUGGCCACAUUCCAGAACAUUGCUCUCUACGAAUGGCUGCCAGGAUACUUGGGAAACAAAACACUUCCUCCUUAUCCAGGCUACCAGCAGUUCGUUGAUCCAGGAAUCUCACCUGAAUUUGAGGUUGCAGCCAUGAGAAUCAGUGCUACUAUGACCCCACCUGGUGUUUAUAUGAGAAAUAGAACCUGCCAUUUUCGAAAUAUUACAAAUGCAGAUGGGAGUACAUCACCUGCAAUUCGCCUUUGCAACAGCUUCUGGAAACGACAAAGGAUCAACGUGAAGACAGGUCAGGAUGUGGAUGACCUCCUCAUGGGCAUGGCCUCUCAGAUUGCAGAGAGAGAAGACAACAUUGUUGUGGAGGACCUGAGAGAUUAUAUGUAUGGACCUCUAAGGUUCACACGUACGGAUCUGGUGGCAAUGACAAUCCAGAGAGGAAGAGACUUUGGUUUGCAAAGCUACACAGAGAUAAGGAAGGCUCUGGAUCUCCCUCCUGUGGAGACAUUUGAAGAAAUCAAUCCUGGGCUCAACCGCACUAACCCUCAGAUGCUCCAGGCUGUGGCAGAAUUGUAUGAUGGAGACAUCUCCAAACUGGAGCUCUUCCCUGGAGGACUGUUAGAGUCUCUCGACGGUCCAGGUCCAGUCUUCUCCGCCAUAAUCCUUGAUCAGUUUGAACGCAUCAGAAAUGGAGAUCGCUUCUGGUUUGAAAACAAACUAAAUGGUUUGUUUACAGAUGAAGAAAUUCAGGAAAUCCGCAACGUGACUUAUCGAGAUGUCCUUCUCGCUGUUACAAGUGCAGACGCCACAGAUAUCCAAGAAAACGUGUUCUUCUGGAAAGAUGGUGACCCCUGUCCUCAGCCCGCACAGCUGGAAGCCUCAAUGUUGUAUCCCUGCACAAACGCCACAAAACUUAAUUACUUUGAUGGCAGCAAAGCUGGAUUUGGAAUUUUUAUCAUUGUUCUAUUUCUGUUCCCUGUUGUGAGUUUUCUUGUAGCCUGUAUGGUGGCAUGUCUUCGGAAGUACAGGUACAAAAGAUUUCAGAGACGAAGAAGAAUCGCUGGAAAUGGAACAGAGAAGCCACCAGUAGGAAUCCCUGCAUUCGAGUGGCAGGGCCACAGCAAGCAGAUGUGCCCAAUUAGUGUGGAGGUGGAAAAGAGGAGGCUGCAGGUUUUUGACAGAUCAGGGUCCACUCAUCGCUCCCUCAAUCUGGGUAACCAGGACUGUCUGGAUGUCCUUCUCGCCAAUGAUCGACAGAAUAAAGCAUUGCUGCUCAAAGUGCCAAAAGAGUAUGAUCUGGUGCUUUUCUUUGAAGAGGAGAGCAAACGUGCCGACUUUAUCAAGUAUCUGUGCCUGGAGCUGAAAGAAAUCAGGCAGGAGAUUAGAGUAAAGGAGCUGAGAGAGAAGGAACUGCUGAAGGAGGCUCUGACCAAAGAGCAAAGAGCUCAGAUUGUGGAGACUUUCAUUCGGCACGCUUUCUCUAAGGUAUUGGAAAUACAGAAGUGUGACGCUGGAGAUAUGAGUGGCGUUUCCCCCAGGAGAGCAAGAGAGGUCCUUCAGUGCGAGCUGACAGCGUCAGAGUUUGCUGACGCACUCUGCCUCAAACCCGACUCUUUAUUUGUGGAUUCCAUGUUCACCCUAGCUGAUAAGGAUGGAAACGGUUACCUGUCCUUUCAAGAGUUCCUUGAUGUUAUGGUGAUUUUUAUGAAAGGAUCUCCAGAGGAAAAGUCCAAGCUCAUGUUUUCCAUGAACGACGUUGGUGGAAAUGGUUAUUUAUCAAAAGAAGAGUUUGCCAGGAUGCUCAGGUCUUUCAUUGAAAUCUCCAACGGUGCUCUGUCAAAGACACAGGCAGAGGACGGCAUCAAGGCCAUGAUGCAAGCUGCAGGCUUCAACAACAAGGAGCAAAUCUCAUGGGAGGACUUUCAUUUCCUCUUGGCAGACCAUGAUAAGGAGCUGCAGUUUGCUAAGCUCAAUGUCAAAGGGAUGGAAAAAGAAGGGAGGAAGCGUCUGAGUCAAUGUCAGAGAGUGUCCUUCAUCUGUCCAGUAAAUAGGCAAGAACAGAAAAGUGUAAUCUGUUUUUGGUUGUGUUUAACUGUUUGCAGCAACAAGGACAAGGCAGAAGGGCUCGAAUUGCGGAGACGGAAGAAUACAUCGAUAAAAACCCCAAAUGUGUAUGUGAAAGCCAAGCGCCAGGAGUACAUCAGAAACCCCGUCCAACAGAAAAUCCAACAGUUCAAACGUUUCAUUGAGAAUUAUCGGCGCCACAUUGUGUGUUUCAUUAUCACAUACAGCAUCACAGUUGGUGUGACGUUAGAGAGAUGUUACUAUUAUGGUUUGCAGGCCGAAGCGACAGGUGUACCUGGGACCACAGUGGUGGGCAUCAUCGUGGCUCGUGGCUCUGCAGCUGGCGUCUCCUUUUUGUUUCCCUACAUGCUGCUUACCGUAUGCCGCAACCUCAUCACGCUGUGCAGGGAAACUUUUCUCAACAGAUUCAUCCCUUUUGAUGCUGCCAUCGACUUCCACCGCUCCCUGGCCAUGACGGCCGUCGUCCUCUCGGUUGCUCAUAGUUUAGCCCAUGUGGUGAAUAUCUACAUAUUUUCCAUCAGUGACCUCAGCAUCCUGUCUUGUCUGUUUCCCAAAGUAUUAAACAACAAUGGGUCUGAACUUCCUCCCAAGUGGUAUUGGUGGUUCCUUCAGACUGUUCCAGGAAUAACCGGAGUGUUGCUUCUUCUUGUUUUGGCAUUCAUGUAUGUUUUUGCCUCUCGCUAUUUCCGCCACAUCAGUUUUCGUGCGUUUUGGAUCACACACUACCUCUACAUUGUUGUUUACAUUCUGACGGUCAUUCAUGGCAGCUUCGCUCUUCUCCAAGAACCUCGUUUCUACAUCUACCUAAUCCCCCCUUCCCUGCUCUUCCUGCUGGACAAACUCAUCAGUCUGAGCAGGAAAAAAGUGGAGAUUCCUGUUGUCAGAGCUGAGCUGCUACCUUCAGGUGUGACACAUCUGGAGUUCAAGCGACCGUCAGGCUUUGUGUAUCGUUCUGGCCAGUGGGUCCGGAUAGCUUGCCUAAUGCUGGGCGCAGAUGAAUACCACCCCUUCACACUAACAUCAGCACCCCAUGAAGAGACUCUGAGCCUGCACAUCAGAGCUGUGGGGCCCUGGACCAGUCAACUCAGAGAGCUCUACACUGACGAAAGCCUCCUAGAGCUUGGAUCUUAUCCAAAGCUGUACUUGGAUGGUCCAUUUGGUGAGGGCCAUCAGGAGUGGGUAGACUUUGAGGUGUCUGUUCUGGUGGGAGGAGGAAUAGGAGUCACACCGUUUGCCUCCAUCCUCAAAGACCUGGUGUUCAAGUCUUCAAUCAAAUCCAAGUUCAUGUGUAAAAAGGUGUAUUUCAUCUGGGUGACACGGACACAGCGUCAGUUUGAGUGGGUGUCAGACAUCAUCAGGGAGGUGGAAGAGAUGGACACUCAGGAGUUGGUCUCAGUCCACACUUACAUCACUCAGGUUGCAGAGAAGUUUGACCUGCGCACCACCAUGCUGUAUGUGUGUGAGCGUCACUUCCAAAAGGUGUGGAACCGCAGUCUCUUCACUGGCUUGCGGUCCGUCACUCACUUUGGCCGUCCACCAUUUGUGUCCUUUUUUAACUCUCUACAGGAAGUUCAUCCUGAGGUGGGUAAAAUGGGCGUAUUCAGCUGCGGACCACCAGGACUGACCAAAAAUGUGGAGAAAGCAUGUCAGCAGAUGAACAAGAGGGAUCAAGCUCAUUUUAUUCAUCACUAUGAGAACUUCUAGCUGUUUUGGGUGUUUGGUAAAGAACAAUGUAGUAUCAUUAUUCCAAAAGUAAUAGAGUGGGUUUAAUAUUAAAUUAAUGUUUGUUGACCUUGCACUUGUUUCCAAUCAUCAGCACCACAAAUGCACACAUAGCUUUGAAAGAAAACUUUUCUUUUUUUUUUAAAAAUAUAUGUAUGCAUAAAUUUAGUAAACCAUCAAUUAAACUUAUUUAUACCCUUUCUGAGAAACAUAAAGCCAAAAAUUUAAAUAACUGAAGUUCUGUCAAUAAGAUUUAUGUCUUUUUAGCAAAAGGAUUUCUGGUUGCAAUCCAAACAUGCAGAAGAGAGUGUGUGAGUUGACAAAACUCAUAUUUCCUUUAAGCAGGUGGGUAACCCUUGUGCUAUCCUAGGCACUUUAACAUUGGGAGUUGGGUCAUUUAGACCCUCUAGACAGUUCCCACUUAGUUGAUCUUUAAAGACAAACAGAACAGAAUCAGAUUUAAUGAA
This is a messenger RNA of Oryzias latipes (Japanese medaka), 5126 nucleotides long. The record is from RefSeq and is a predicted model, not a curated record. Lineage: Eukaryota; Metazoa; Chordata; Actinopteri; Beloniformes; Adrianichthyidae.